AUGUUGUGCUGUACUGUAAAAACUCAUCAAUGCUGUCGGGAUUGUAGUUUGGUACUGCGCCAAGAAGUGUCAGUAUGGAUAAUAGGCUCAUUUUUGAUAAAAAAUGCAUUUGUACACGCAAGAAGUAAAACAGGUGGUGUAAAUUUAGGUCUCCAUAGAAUAGGAGUUAAAAUUUGGUGGCAAGGGUAUGGUGGCAUGGGUUUAAAAGAUUUGGAAUCGACAAUAAAAAGACUGAUGAAAUAUGAAAAAGCGCCGAAAUAUGUUGUCCUUCAUAUUGCUGGAAAUGAUUUGGAGAAGACAAAAUUAGGAUUUUUCAGGAAUGAAAUCAAGGCCACCUUGGAGAAGGUACAAAGUUAUCUACCGAAAAGUUCGAUUGAAGAUGGUGUUCAUUUGACUGAUCUAGGAAAUGACAUAUUUCUAAAUAAUUUGCAAGGUGCGCUUGAAAUGUUUAUUUGUUCUGGUACUUAUACAUAUCCAGAUACAUUUGGUACUAGUAUGUGUAUAUCUUAGAUA
Mytilus trossulus (common blue mussel) is the source of this 513-nucleotide messenger RNA. RefSeq lists its product as uncharacterized. The coding region runs from base 1 to 510 and encodes 169 amino acids. Lineage: Eukaryota; Metazoa; Mollusca; Bivalvia; Mytilida; Mytilidae. The transcript is spliced from 3 exons. The record is from RefSeq and is a predicted model, not a curated record.